UAUAUUGAAAUUAUGGUUGCGCCAGUAAAGACAUUGCUUUCCCCCCUUAUGAGUUAAAACAGGCUGCGUACUGUUUCCUUUUUAAAAUAUCCCAGUGUUGGUUUUUUGUUUUUUUUUAAUAGUCCUAAAAAACCCUCCAAUAGUUAGCACUGUAAAUAGAAAAUUGCCAGCGCUUUCCCCACGUGCACUAGUUUUCUAGCUGCAGGGAUGUGGUGAGGUAUUAUUUUUUUAAAAAAUGCAAGAGGGGAAUUAAAAAUAUGAUUUCCCCCGAUAAUUAGCACUGUAAAUAGAAAAUUACCAGCGCUUUCCCCUCUUGCACUAGUUUUCUAGCUGCAGGGAUGUGGUGGGGUAUUAAUUAUUUUAUUAAAAAUACAAAAUAUGAUUCCCACCCACUCCGAAGUGGUACAGUCCAUUCUACCGCGGCGCGUUCUACAAGGCUUCGCUGGGAAAGGUCCAUUUGCCAAAACUGGGAGGGUGGGAGGAGCUUAUUAUGUCGCGGCCGCGCCUCCCCUCCCUCUUCCCGACAGGCCUCGCGGCGGCCGCAUCCUCACUUCCCCUCUCCCGCUGACGUAAAAUCCCGUUUCGUCGGGGGGCGGGAUCGACGAGAGCCAUGGUUACCGCGGCAACAGCAUCCGGGUUCCUCGCGCGGCGCGGGGGAACCUUUCGCGUCGUCUGGUAACCAUAGCAACAAGCGGCUUGCCGGGCCUGGUUGAGAAACUGAGGCGCCAUGGCGGAGGUGGCCGUACGACCGGUGAGCGAGGGGGUCCUGUAUUCUCGUCUCUUGCCACCUUUGCCUUCACUCCCCGUUCCCCUCACGUUCCCCUUCGGAAGCGGUCGGGCUCCUUCCCUCAGAGCCCGCGCGGCCUGUUUGCUACCAGAAAGCCUGGCUUGGAAACACGCAGGCUGAGCAGGCGCCGCUGCUCCUCUUCCUCCCCAUCACGUGUAGAUAUUGGGGUCGGUGAGGGGGGGUCUUUAGCACCGAGGGGGCUCCCUGCUUGCUUGCCUACCCGGCCUUCGCACCCCCAGAUUCCUUCACAACGUGGCAUUCCUGCAUGGCGCGGGGUUGGACUAGAUGACCCUUGGGGGUUUCCCUUCCGGCUCUAGGAUGUUAUAAUCCUUAUUGAUAUAAGCACUGCCGGUGGCGCUUUGGCGCAGGGAUAAUAAGGGCAAGGCUGCAAGCUUUCGCGAUUUGCUCCGAGCGUCAAGAAUCAGUGCCGGAUUUACGUAUAAACUCAACAAGCCAUAGCUUAGGAUCCCGCGGUCUUGGGGACCCCAAAAAAAUUAAAAGGAAAAAAAUAUGGAUGUACGUUUCCAAAAUAUAAGAUAAAAAGCAAAUAAAAUAAAACCUUCAAUUAUUAUUUACCUAUAAGCUCAACAAGCCAUAGCUUAGGGCCCCCCGGUCUUGGGGACCCCCCAAAAAUUAAAAGGAAAUAAAAUAUGGAUGUACGUUUCCAAAAUAUAAGAUAAAAAACAAAUAAAAUAAAACCUUCAAUUAUUAUUUACCUAUAAGCUCAACAAGCCAUAGCUUAGGGCCCCCCGGUCUUGGGGACCCCCAAAAAAUUAAAAGGAAAAAAAAUGGAUGUACGUUUCCAAAAUAGAAGAUAAAAAACAAAUAAAAUAAAACCUUCAAUUAUUAUUUAUUUAUUAUCUGGCCUGGUUCUAAUAUAUCUUUACAAUAGCCCUUUAAACUCGGCAUCAUCUCCAUAUUGUCAGUGGUGGGGGAAAGAGGAAAAAGAGAGUGAGUGGCCCAAGGCUCUAAGCUUUGCAGGGAUUUGAACAACCAAGUCUCCCGUGCUUAUGCUAAAUGUUCUAAUCCUUACAUCAGUCCCGGUUUUCAUCACAUACAGUUCCCAUCAGCUUCAGCCCGCAUGGCCAAUGGCCAGGGGUUAUGGGAGUUGUAGUCCAGAACAUCUGGAAUGCACCAGGCUACCUUCCCCUUGUAGAGAGAAUAUUUGAGUGGGUGCUAAGUUCUUAACCCGAGGUACCACUGUACCCCUAAAAACAAUACAGAAUGAUGAUUUUAAAGGUAUCUUUUUAUGGCAGUGUGCUCUAACAUUAGAUUUGUUAAAAUAACCUCCAGUACAUCACUUCAAAGGACAUGAUUCACUGGUGUUAAUUUUUUGGUGGUCACAGCUGGAGAAUAUAGUUAGAACCAAGAUUCUUUAUGGUACAUUCCAGGAAUUUUAGUUGCUCUUUUAAUGGUGGUUUCAGCUCAGCAUUUCACGUUAGACAGAAGGAUUUUGAUCUGCAAGAUUUUUUUUAAAAAAUAAUAUUUAUUAAUAAUUUCAGAAUUACAGGGGGAAAAAACAACAACACUGCAAUACAUAAAAAGAAGAAAAAAUGCAAAACAUAAAAACCAAUACAACAAUACAGCAAAAAAGAAAAUAAAAAAAGGAAAAAAAGACACAAAUCCCAUAUUACAUAUCUUUAACUUCCAUUUGCUUGUUUCGUUGACCUCCUCACACCUCCCUUUUUGUAUUCUAGUUUAGUUAGUUAUUUCAGCAAAUUCUUUCCAUCUUUCUCAAUUUUUAUUAGAUGAUUUAUCUUAACAAUUUAACCUAUUAAUUAACUCGACAGAUCCUUUCCAUCUUUCCCCGUAUUCUGUUAUUCAAAUUACCUUAAUUUAUUUAACCUUAUCUUACCAUAAAAUACCUUAAAGCUUAAAACUUAAUACUCAGUUAUACAUAACUCCUGAUAUCAUUUCUGCUAGAGUCAUAUAGUUUCAUUCCAACAUUUUCCCUAAUAUUCAUUAAUUUUAGGCUAAUUCCCUAAAUAAAAAAAAUUUCUUUAUAAAUUUUCUUCCAAUCUUCAUCCAACGUCUCUUCUUCCUGGUCUCGGGUCGUGUCAGUCCUUACUGUCCAUUCCAUCUAGUCCAUCAACCUGGAAGUCUUAUGUCCGAGGCCCUUAAGUCUCUUCCAUGUCCCUUCUGCAGAUCUUCUUCUUCUUGUUUAUACUUGCACUUUUCCUUGUCUUUUGUUGGUCUCUUUCUUAAUUUCUUUCCUUUCUCAUUGAGGAGUAGGUCUCUGGGGGGUUCCAACCCAAAGUUAUCUCCGUCUCCCUUCAUCAAACCAGCCCAUUCCCCACAGUCCCACUCCCCACAGUCAUCAAUAUAAUCCAAAAAAAUUUGCGAGAAUAUUUCAAAGUCUCUCCAAAGUUAAAAGCCUCCUCAGCUCCAGACUCCCCCUGGCCCACUCCAACUUCAAUCUUCAAAAACAGCGGCUUAUGCUCCUGUAGGGCCUUGGGCCUCUCCAUUUGUAUUAUUUGAGGUGCAACCGCAGCCUCCUCCAUUAUAUUGUGCACUUGCACAAUCAGUACAGGUUCCUGAGUUGGAUCCUGGAUGGUUUCUGUAUCACUAUUCACUAUUUGUCCACAAAUGUUGGCCACAACAGUCAUCAAAUCCAUUUUCUCAUUCAUCAAAUCCAUCUUCUCAUGCAUCUGUUCCAACAAAGCACUUGUCUUGCAUAAAGCAAGCACCAAAACUUCCUUCCAGCUCAUAUUUAGUCAAGGUCAAAAGGACUAAUCCCACGAUCUUAAUCUCACAGCUGUGGAAUCCUCAAGUAGACUACAGCAACAAUUUAGCAGGCUCCCUCUAGAGGAGACAAUUUCUAUUUGUAUCCAUUUUUUAAGGCAAGUCUAACAAAGGAAAAUUACUUUCAUUUUUCAGAUAUUUAGUUUCUUUAGAAUGCAAAAGGCAACAUUGGAAUCAGUUUAUUUCUCUUCUUCAGCUAUCUGUCAAAGUAUUCCAUUCACAGUCAAUGAAUCUCUCCAACAAUUUCUGUCUCUGACACCCCGUUCCCAGAUUAGAGACGGUGGAAACUUAUCUUUCUUCACUCCCUCUCCUGCAGGCGUUACACAAAGUCCCCCCCCCUUUCUCCUGCUUCCAGGGGGGUUUCAGUAGUUAUAAAUGAAGGAAAUUUAGGCUUUUUAAACAACUUUCCAGGCUUUAGCUUACAAGGUUUUUGCUUUAGUCUAUAUACAAAAAGCGGAAGGCGGACUUCCUGUUUUGAACCUUCCCGCUUCGAUGUCAAAUUAAGAUAUUUCUUGAUCCAAUUUUCCGUUUCUACUCACGGGUACUUGUUUUAAAUCCAAUUGUCCACAGGAAAAAGUCAGCGCUCUCCGGCGAUGGCUGUGCGGCUUCACUCCGUGAAAGUAGCAGUCAGUUCGCAGCACCGCGCUGCUCACCCCAUUUCACUCCGGAAUCCCAAAAAGGGGUUCCCCAUGAGUAGGGGGGCGUUCCUGGUGCCCUGCCGAACCCCACGUUCCCAGGCUUCCUCCGCCUGGGAUUUCUAGCGGGUCCCCACCUUCGCCGCGGUGGGAAGACCCAGUUUCCUCCGGUCGGAGGAACUCCGCCAUUCACCGAUGGCGCUAACCCGGAAGUCGGAUUUUGAUCUGCAAGAUUGUCUUGCUCUAUGUGACUAUAUUUGGUAGUACAGUGAGAAAGUUUUGAUGUCUUGCUUGCAGAAUGAUUUUUACAUUGGAUUUUUUAAAACUAAAGUACCUUCAUUAUCCAGCACUGCUACAUCAUUGCCCCAGGUCACUAUUAAUUUAAAGUAAAUACUUUUGUUUUUCCAUUAACCAUUGCAGGCAGUAGUGCUUAAAAGCAGCAAUUCUAAGAAUAAAAUAAUGUGACAUAAAGCUUUCCUCCUGGGCAGACGCACAUGGAUCAUGAUGAAUAACCUCCUUUGUCUUCAUAGCUGUACUCUGUGUCUCAGCAGUUUGCCUGAAAGCUACAACAUUAAUUUAUUGAAUGAAUUUUUGUGCUACUCUUCAGGUAAGAUCCACAGGGUGGCUAAGAAAAUACACUUAAGUGCAUAAUAACAAUAUAAAAUGUCAUAAAACAUUAGCAGAGGAAUUAAAAGCAGAUGGCUAGAUUAAAGCUUAAAAAGCAUGGAGAAAUAAUAAUAUCUUUCUUCAUUGGGCACGAAAAAGACAUCAUUAUUGGCACCAGCUGAGUCUUCCUGGACAGUGCUUUCCAGGGGUCUGAGGGCCACAGCUCAAAUGACCCUCUUGUGGAUCACCACUUGCCUCAGGUCUCUAGCAGAGGGACUCAAAGAAGGGUGUCCAAAGAAGAUCCCAGAAAUCAGGCAGAUGUAUGUGUCCAGGUGGUGGUCCUUAAUGUAUCCUGGCCUUAACCAAUGUAUGGUUUUAAAGGUUCAGCUAGCAUCUUGAACAGAACCCAGAUGUUUACUCUGUGAAACUGUUUUAAGAGUAGCAACAUACAUCUGUCUCAGUACAAAAUACAGCUGCUAGGUUACCAACUGUAAUUUUUUCCAAACUGUAUGUAGGCAGCCCAGCAUAAAACUUUAAUGCAGCUGGGACAUUGUCACAACAUUAAAAAACUGUGGCCGCCUGUCUUUGUCUAGGAGAGGCCAUGCAUCAACCUUCCAAGUGUAAGAUGGUUUGUGCUGCUGCAGCCGCUUGGAUGUCCAAAUAAAAGAACAGAUAGAUCUAGUAGGAAUUCCAGCCUAAGAACCUAAUUGUUCUGACAAUGUUCCCCACCCCCAGCUUCGUUCUCCAAAAUCAUGAGACUAGGUUCUCAGGUUACAGCUUGUUCUUUCUGUAGUUUUUCUGGGAAGUGCAAACCAAGGGUAGCUUAUGGCACAGCAAAUGUAUAGUUGUUUCCCUGAGGGAAAAUGUAUGGAUCAUUUGUACUAAAUGAGCAAUGGUUCAAUUUCUAGGAAGUUUCAUUUUUCUAUGACUCAAGUUCCCCAACCUCAGUUGGCAGAGGCAUAGCAGUUGAAAUGCCAGUUGUGGUGUAACCAUGUACUAAUGCCACAGACACCUACUGGAACUGGAACUGAUUAGUUUUAAAGCUAAAUGUAAAUAAGUCCAUAGUUAGCUUCCUCUGCUACCCCUCUUCUGGUUUUAGUGUAAAGUAAACCCAAUCUAGGCAGCAGAUACAAUUGUCAAAGCAGGGAAUGGAUCACCAUGUUGUGGUGACGAGAUUCACAUAUAUACUCACAAACAUGCUUGGCCACUGCUCUCGACAAUAGAUUUUUUUUUUAAAUCCAGUUUUUUUCUGUGUGCAAGUCCAGCUUCAGGCCAAAAUUUCAGCACUCAAGACAGGCAGCAACUCUGUUACAACUUUAAAAGUUCUACACACUGUCAGAAUCCAUAUAAUCAAUAGCAGCAGCAGCAGCAGGAAGGCAGGUGUAAGUAAGUGGAAUUAAUCCAAUUCUGUUACUAAUAAUAGAUAUAAUGCAGUCAGCAGCUUUGUGGUGGCUUUCUGACUCCUUUGUUGAUAACAGAGCAUAAGCUGCAUCUGUUAGGUCUAUAAGAAAAAACUGAACCAUUUGGGGCUUUAUAGAAAGUUUUUUUAAAAAAGUGGUGACAUGUCAGAGAUUGAGAAAAGUAAACGUGCUUAAUGUGAAUAGAAUGCCCCCCUUUUUUCGGGGAUCAACCUGUGAAAAUUCAGAACAGUCAUAAGGGGGUAGUAUUGCAUACAGAACACAAUAAAUGUAUGGAGCUUGCUCCUUCGAGAUUAGAUGGGGGUGAGGGGGCGCCAGUUUAGAUAGCUUAAAAUGGAACCAGACAAAUUCACCUGCUAUUAACUGUGAUGGUAAAUGGAACCUUUAUGUUCAGAAGCAGUAUACAUUAGAAUACUAGAUGUUAGGGGAAAUUGGAGGCUGGAGUGAGGAGGGUGGCUGUUUUGUUGUCAGCUCUGCUGAGAAGCAAGACUUCUUUCUCCAUCAAGUGCGAACAUGGCAGCAGUCAUUCCAUCAGACUCAGAAGUGGAAGAAAAGGGAAGCAGUCUCCCUCCCCAUUGGUGCUGCAGUUGAGAGACCAGCGAUGUUUGGCUCUUCUGCUUCCAUCUCAGCUGCUCAACCUGCAUCUUAGAACUAGUCAGGACUGGCCCACCUAGCAAAGUGAGGGGGCCACCUUGGGCAGAAAGAUUCACAGGGGCAGCAAAUCCCAAUGUAUAUAUUUAUUUCCACCCCCUUGUUCCUGAUAUAGAUCUGCGCUCACCCCUUAUUCCCUGGCAGAGAGGGGGGCAUCAUUUUGUUUUUUGCCUCAGCUGCCAAAAUGUCUUGAGCUAGCCCUGGAAUUAAGUACUUGUGUUUCUUCAUUUCUUACUCCCUCCCAAUCGUAUUUUCUUUUUGUGUGUUGUGUCUUUUUAGAUUGUAAGCCAGAGGGCAGGGUCAUUUUGGUUUGUAUUGAUUUUGUAAGUAAGUAAGGUAGUAAGUAAGUAAGUAAGUAAGUAAGUAAGUAAAUGAAUGAAAGAUAGAUAGAUAGAUAGAUAGAUAGAUAGAUAGAUAAGCUCUUCAGAAGCAUCUGUGUGGCCACUGUAAGAUGUUGGAGUGGAUGGACCCACCAGAACACUCCCAUGCUCUUUUCCAUUUAGGUUAUUAUUGGAACUAAAUAAUAUUGUACCAAAAGCAGGAUACUGUAAAUAAAAUUGGGAAAAUGAGAAGUGGAGUGUUACAGAAAGACUGGAGCAAAAUCAUAGAAUUGUAAAGUUGGAAGGGACCUUGAGGGUCAUCUAGUCCAACCCUUUGCAGUGCAGGAAUCUUGCCCACAGCCAUCCCUGGGUGGGCUUGAACCACCAACCUUCUGGUUAACAACCAGACCCAUUGACCCGUUGUGUCACUGGGAGCUUAUAUUUUUUUUGAUCCCUCUCCCAGUAUUUUCCCAUUGAAAAUUACAGGAUUUGGAAGGAAAUCGGGGGGGGGGGAGGGAAGAAGGGACAGCUGUGUCUCAAACAUUUGGCGUUUUCUCUUAAUUUUCUGUGGCAAAAGAUAAAGUGGGGCCAUUUCUGGCCAUUCCAUCCCUUGUGGCUAAAUUAUUUUUGUAGCUUUUACUACACACCUAGCAUAAACAAGGCAUACCCUGAUAUACAAGAUGUUCAACCCCUGCAGAAAUUUCUUCAAAGCAUGAGCUUCUUGAAAAGUUACAUUAAGUAAAUGCUUCUUUAAAAAGAUACUAUGAUAUUAUAUUACAGGCUUAAAAAAAAAACAGAUUUGAAAGCUUCUAUUAAAUAAAGUUCCCCAUUAACUUCCGCAGCCCAAAGAAACCUUCCCUUUGCUUGACUCUCUGCUUCUGUCCCUAGAAAACUCUUUUAUUGAUCACAUGGUUGAAUUUUUCAGUCAGCCCAGCAAUUAGGCUUUUCUAGAGAGGAGAUUUUGCUUCUCAGUUCUAAUAAAUGUAGAAGUAAUGCUUUAUAGAUUUAGGCCUUGUUCUCACUGUGGUGGUGAAUCUGUAUCUAGGCUGUGAGCAGUGGGGGCUCACAUGAGUGAAAGUUCCUCCAAUGCAAAAUAAAAAUAAAAACCACUUCAUGUAGAAACUGUGUCAGGGUUUGCUUUUUUGUUGUGAUGUGUAUAUUCUGAAGUUGUAUAUUGCAAGUUUAUCACCUCCGUAUGAACAAGAUCUUUGAUAAUGUGCUAUUUGCUUUAUUAAUGUAUGUGUAUCUUACAUUAAAAUGUACUAGUGGCCACGAGGACUGGGGCUGAUGGAAGUUGGAGUCCAACAAGAUCUGGAGGGCCAUCCCUGUCAUAGUCCACAUUUAUUAGCGUCUGAACAAGUCUAGGUUGUAUUUCAUCUCUGGAUAAUCCUAUGUUAUUCAUUUUGACACAGUUUUAAUGCCUUUUUUGUAUUAUUUCAGCCUGCAUCCUUCCCAGCAUCCAAAGAACCUCCAAGAGCUCGCUCAGCAAGAGGUUUGUUCUAGCUUAUCUAUUUCAUGGGUAAAACGCUUUGUGAAAUAACAGAGCUGUCCCUUUGCAGUUACUGAAUUGCUUUGACCCAACCUAGUGAAUCAGAUCCAUUCUAUACACACACACACACACCUGUGAUUUACAGGUUGGUGUGGAGAGACAUUUCCAUAUAUCAUUGCGAUUUUGAAAAUGAUCUAUCAGUCUUUCAUUUGAUAUUGGUACCACUUAGCAGUGACAAAUAGUUUAGGCCCAAUGGAUAGCUGUGGGCCAAACUAUCAUGCUAGCAUCAGAUUUGUGUCAUAAUCAGUCUGCUUUCUCAUUAAUAAUAAUAAUUUUUAUUUAUUUAUACCCUGCCCAUCUGGCUGGGUUUCUUUCCCCAGCCACUCUCACUCGCUAUAUAGCAGGGGGAGGGGACUUAAAGCAGUCAAAACUGGGUGUGGAGUUGAACAUUCUCGCCCCUGCAUCACUUCCCCCCAUCCAUUUGUCCCUCAGUACAAAUAACAGAAAACUGACACAUAACCACAUUUUUCAAGUAACUACCAUGUGUCUAGGUUCUGUAUGCAUUGGCUCUCUGAGGAUUACUACAGAUAUGUGCCAGUAGAGUUCUGCAUGUUACCUAGCAUAUCAGCUGGGUAGAGGAGUGGAGAAUUCUUUUGUUACUCACUGUAAUGUCUGUUUUUCUAAGCAAUGUCCUAUCCAACUAGUUAUCUCGUGAAUAUGAAUCUUGCAUUUUGUACCUAAUGUUUGUCCUUGGGAUCAGCUUUAUAUUACUAGUCCACUUUUGAGUGCAUUUUGACCCCCCCCCCAUCCACUAAAGUCCUUGCAUCCUUUUCCUUAGCAUUAUUCUGAAGCAUAGCAUUUCACUUGUGUACUAUUCACUCUCAUUCCUAAGCAGGCAAAGAGGAGCAAAGCUAAGCCCUCUUUCUGGAAUUUCCUCUGAGGGAAAGGCAAAGGCAAGUCAGAGUUAAGAAUAAACUUCCUCACUUUUAAAUAAUUUAAACCAGAUGGGGUGGAAAGGCUGACCCUGCUUUUGCAGAACUGUACAGCAUAGCUGCAGAAAUAGAAAAUGGUGUGACUGAUACAGUUCAGCAGCCUUGAAAAUAAAAUGUACACAAAAAUGUACUAGCCAGCAGGAACAGAAACUGGGACUGAGACUGGGACUGUUCAAAAGGCAAUUCAUCAUUACAGCUGGAAUCAAGAAGAAGCAUAAAACAGGAAAAAGGGAAAGAUCAAAAACAAUGCAGAAAAUCGUAUAAUUAUUUAUGUCCACAUUUGUGGACUAAAAGGGGCAACAGCAAAUACUGCCCAUAUUCUGGAUCUCAGACGAACAUUCAGAUUAGGGCAAUUUCCGCUCCCAUUUAAUUUCCAACAGGAUUCUUCAACAUACAUACUCUUAAUGGUGUAUCUAGAAAACACUUGACAAAUGAUUAGAUAAUUUUAUGUUGUACCAAUUAUCUUGAACCUUGAAAUCCUUUCCGAGUGAAAGUCCUUGAAAGAAGUAAACCCUUCAGAGCUUUGCUGCAUGCCAGGCAUUAUUCAGGGACUAACACAUUCACAGGGGAAACCUGCACCCCCCCACACUUACUUUACUUCCUGGGUAGACCUUCUCUGAAAAACCAGUUUCCUUUGUUUGUGCCUCAAAAUCUAGAAUACACUAGAAAUAGUUUCUCCCCACCCAGAAUCAAACAUUGUUUGAAUAAAAGGAGCUCUGCUUCUUGAAGCAGCAUGGGGUUAAUAAUAAUCAUGCUGUGUCGAGAUAUUAAUCUUACUACUUCAUUGUAAAUGAAUUGGAUAUUUUCUAAAAUGCUUUUCUGGUUUUGAAUUAAAAAUGUCUAGCUCCAGUCAUACCCAUUUCCUCUCCCUGAGCAUUCCAAUCAAAUCAUCUUGUAGUUAGUGAUAGUAUGAUACUGGGGAAGGCAUUUCUCUCUUUGUAUACUGCUGGUCGUGUGGAGCAGGACUCCAAUUUAUUUUCUUUCUUUGUAAGGAAAUGCUCUUUGCAAACGUUAAGCCUCUGGUUGAUUAAGCCCUGUUUGUUAAGUUUAUAGAAGAAACAUCUCCUGAAUUAUUUGUUCUGGUGUUCAGUCCAGGUCUUUGGCCAGAUUCAUUACAGGCAUUUUAUUGUGGCGAGCAGGAUGCUAAAUGGAAUUAAGUCAUUUGGAUUUUCUUGUGGUGAAAUAGACACAAAAUAGUGGGAAAUGGACUAAGGCCAAGAAAAGAUUGAAUUUAUUGCUGGAUGAGCACGAAACAGAUAGAUGUUUUUUAUGAGGAAUACUUUGUUUGCUAUGAGCACAGAUACAUUUCUAGUGUUGCUUUUAGCAGUGGCUCCCACAGCCAACAUCUUUCUAUAACAAGAAAUACAGUGGUACCUCCGGUUAAGUACUUAAUUCGUUCUGCAGGUCUGUUCUUAACCUGAAACUGUUCUUAACCUGAAGCACCACUUUAGCUAAUGGGGCCUCCUGCUGCCGCCGCGCUGCCGGAGCAUGAUUUCGGUUCUCAUCCUGAAGCAAAGUUCUUAACCCGAGGUACUAUUUCUGGGUUAGCAGAGUCUGUAACCUGAAGCGUAUGUAACCUGAAGCGUAUGUAACCCGAGGUACCACUGUAUAUGUGUGUAUAUCACAGUCACAUAAAAUAAUUUGGGCACCAUACAGCAGUAUAAAUACCACAUUUCACCAUGUAAUGGUCACAUUUUUUGUGCUGAUUUUUCCUUUCAAAAAAGGGGGUUGCGACUAUUACGUGGGGGUAUAUUGGACCGAGGCCAUUUAGGGCUUUAAAGCAAUUAUACAAGCCCUAUUCUAUUCCACCUGUUGAAUGUUUUGUCAAUUUAGUCCGGAAUAGCCUCCCAUGGAUUUAGAAGGCUGGAGCGUGACUGUUCUUUGAUUAAAGAGAGCUUAGAAAAGCAUGCUUGCCCUAUGGUCAGUUAUCAGCCAUUGGAAAUAUACCUUGGCACCUGUGGUGUAUGCGAACUGGCCACCCUCAUGCAUUUAUGCACGCUGGAUCCGUACCUUUUCCACACAGACACAUAGCUUUUUGCAACCCUGGCGAGUGAACUGAAUCCUGACAACUGGCAACUAGCUCUUACAGUUGUUGUGUUUUAACACAGCAUUCCCCAAAGACAUAACAGGGAUACUGGUUUGCCAGGGACAAAUACCAGAAAACGGGGCCUGUCCCUGCUAGCAGGGAACCUGGAAAUAUUUUUGAAGUGAUGGGGCAUGCUGGUUCAAUAUUAAAUUUAAAAAAAAAGUUAAAAAAGAUUCCAACUGUACUGAAAAGAAACAGCUCAUGAAUGUUAAAGAAUAGUAGACAGAUACGGGCAUCCCCAAACUCGGCCCUCCAGAUGUUUUGGGGCUACAGCUCCCAUCAUCCCUGACCACUGGUCCUGUUAGCUAGGGAUGAUGGGAGUUGUCGUCCGAAAACAUCUAGAGGGCCGAGUUUGGGGAUACCUGGAUUAGAAGUUCACUGUUUAAGGGCUUGGCCUCCUCAACUCCAUAUCGACUCUGGUCUCUCUCUCUCUCCCCCUUCUCCUUACACAUUCAAUACUGUUAGUUGGAGCCCUUGCAGUCCUGAUAAUCUUCUGUCUGCAUGGGAGGAUGCCCCACUCCCAAUCUCCCCAUAGAAAUAGAGGAGGGAGCAGAAAACCCAAUAAGACCAGCACUUGGCCCCAUUCUCCAAAAUCAAGGUGGUGGUGGUGGUGGUUUUGUACAGAGUUCCAUGGUUUUCCCAAGCCACUAUGAGACAAACUGCCUGUUGUGCCUACUUUUUUUUUAUAUAUGGAUCAUUGUCUGGGUCUCUGAAGGAAACGGGAUACCUCUAACUCUGUAAACUGGUGUGUAGCUCGGCCUCCACAAUGCAGAACUAUAAAAAAGCUUCCUGAUAUUGCCAGCAAAUACCCUCAUCAUUCUUACUGACUAGCGUGCCAAGACUGGGCAUCAGUGAGGACUUGUGACUUGCUCAGUCUCAGUUAACCUGCACUAUUGUGAUCAGCCAUCAGACAAACACGUUUUUAGGCAUGCUAAUUAUAAUAGCAUCUUGCUUCCCAUUUUUCCUUUUGGUUAUUUUAAAGGAAUCUAGAAACAAGGGAGGUAAAAACUUGUCACAUAGUCCAUUUUCCACUAGGGGGAGAUCUGGAGCCAGGAAUGGCUGUUCUAUAUUUAAACCGCUGUUCUUAUUUUUUCAAUUUCAAUCCAAUUUUUUCCUUUUGUGUGUAUGGGGACUAUUAAUAUAGAAUAGUGAGAUGAAUUAUAGCUUUGUUGCAAGCAUCAGAAUUGUAUAUGAUGGGUUUUAUUAAACCCAGUUGACUGUAAAUAACUGUGAGCCAUACAGGUUUAUUGUUUGAUUUAAAGUUGGUUCCAGUGGCUGUUUGCAAAAGUGAGCAAAGGGAAAAGAAGCACUAAGCAAUGAGACAACAGCUGUGUCUUGGGGAGUAGAGAGAUUUCAAAGCUUUCUGUUGUGUGUGUGUGCCAGGAGAUGGGCUUAUCACCUGCAUGUGCUUUUGAGUCUGUGUGCGCAGUGUAGUAAGACACCUUUGUGGUUAGAUGAGUUUGUCAUGCUUCAUCUGUGAUUAUUCUCAGCCCUUGGGAUCAUGGAUAUUUGUAGAUGCUGGCCACUAUUCUUUUGUUUAACAUCUUUAAGCAAACCCUUCACUUCUCCUGUUGCGGGUGUGAUCACAUCUCUGGAAUCCUAGGUGAAAACAGAAUCUCUUGUAAAAGACAUCUUACACCUCGUGGCUAAGGGAGUUUAAACCAUUGGCCUGUAAAGAGAAAUGUUAGAAGGUCUCCUAGGGCUCAUGCAUACGUUUUAAUCCUCCUCUCUGAUCCUUGCUAAAGGGAAGCGAUGGCAGCCGACUGGAUGUAAGACUUAUUCAUGCUAGCGUAUUGCCUUUCAUUUUGUGCCAGAAUCCUUACUCCUUGCUCUUCUGUUGCCAUUGUUUCUUUAGGCCCUUGUUACCGCUGUUUCCCUUGCUUCUUUUAAAGAGGAAUUAUAAAUCCCCUGGCCUGGAUAAUUCUAAAGCUGCAAAAAAUGGAAACAGUCACAGAUUUAUUCCCCACAGGUUGGCAGUAAACGAGGCAAAACAAAUAAAGCCCCACAAAUACCAAACCCCACAUCUGGAACUGCCUUCCCUAGUAGCAGAAAUGGGAAAGCAAACAUUACUGUUAUUAAAAAUUGGAGGUUUUGAGUGUUACCUACUAUUUGUUUUGGAAAGUAGUUUGUCUAUCUGUUCUCUAUAGGUUUGGAUGCUUCUUGAGAUAUCAUUGCCAAAUUCAGCAGGAGGGUGGCCAAGGUGGGAGCAACAGUUCUCCUUGAUGGUGGGACACCAGCCACCAUUUUGAAUCAAGAUGGCAGACCAAAAUGUGACUUUGGCAUGACCCUGCCUGCUUCUUUGGUAUAGGUUUGGCCACCUCCUGAGAUAUCGCUGCCAAACUUGGCACAAAGGUUCCCGAGAUGGGGGUGGCAGACUGGCAGUCUUUGCCAUUGUUUGGAUACCAGACAUUAUUUUGAAUCAAAGUGGUGGACCAAAACAUGACUUUGGCAUGACCUCACUUAUUCUUGGCAUGGCAGGUUGAAACUCAAAAAUUACACUACCUUUAAAAACCAUAAUAUGUUUUGGUUUCUUUUAAUUCUUGGGCAGUGCCAGGCACUCCCUGCUAGUUGUUAAUACUUUGUGCUUAGAACAAUCCCUGACAUAAUCCAAUGCAUGCGUGAAUUUGAAUUUUCUCACGGCCCAAGAAUUGGGGGGGAGGGGAAGACAGAAACAGGUAUGUGUCACUGAGGUUCAGGAUGUGAGGCAGCAGAGCGGCAAGCCUAUUAUGAUAGGAGGGGGGAUUAUUUUGUCAUUCUUGAGGCUGUUUAUACAGACUUAUUUCCUAGGAACUACAUACAGCAUGCCCAGAUCCUGUUCGGUUUACUGGAGCCAACCAGAAACAGUGUUAGAACAGAAAAAGCAAAACUCUGACCAAUGAGCUGCUGGCUAGGACCCUCAGAGAGAGAAUGUGCUAUUGUAUGGGAAAGUGUACAACUUGUAAUUGUAAUUUGUGAAUUGGAAAGAAGUGUACCUGCCUGUGCAACAUCCUCUCUCAAUCAUUUAUAAGUCCUGGAGUUCCUGCAGGUAUUUUCCAUGCACAAGCAGGAAGAGCUAACAGGGUGUGGCAACAGGAGGACAGGACAAGCACCAGCAUAACCAGGAACAAUGAGCUCUCCGGGACAGCUGGAGCCAGCUCUGCUGAUGUGAUUUACAGGGCCUAGAUCAGAUGUGAGCAAAUGAGUGAGGCCGUAGUUUCCAGUGGACAGAAGAUCAGGCACUGAAUCUCAGGGAUAGGGAACAAUGUCUAAAAAGCCUGUGCACUCAUAUAACGAAUGUACAUACAUGUCACACUUGGCAUGCUGGGUUAUAAAUCCAAAUCAGACAGCCAGAAAUGCUGUGAGCUUAAGCAAAAGGAACUUGAAUAAUCUAAAGGACGCCUAUCUAUCUUCUAGGAUUUCAAAACUGGAGAGGGAUCAGGGGGGCCUGGUAACAAGUUUGGGUCCAGAGAGAUGGUGCUUUGGCACUGACUCCCCGUCAGGUAGCUUAUGUCACAGUAACUGCACAUGGCUUCCACUGGUGUCCCCUCCCUGUGAUGAAGUUAUUAAAAAUGUCUGCCGACAUAUCUGGCUGACUGUAAGUAUGCUAUGUCAUAGGCUGCCUGUAGCGCUUCACCAAAAGAAGGGCACUUGCCCCUCCUAUCUGCUUUAAAAAUAAAGUGAGCUAUUUAUGUGUUUCAAUCAAACACUUGACGAAAGGUGUGUUUUUCAGUUCGGUUGGAACACUAAAAAGAAAACUUGAUUCAGUCUUCCAUGAAGAUUCCCAUCUCCCCAAACCAAAGUCUCUUUACCUUGAAGUGAGGGCAUGCUAGAGACAGGAUACAAGCCUAAGUCUGAGUUGGGCAAACUUAAAGAGGGCUUUGCUCUUAUUAUUAGAAGGGGGGACAUGGGUGGUGCUGUGGGUUAAACCACAGAGCCUAGGGCUUGCCGAUCAGAGGGUUGGCGGUUCGAAUCCCCGCGACGGGGUGAGCUCCCAUUGCUUGCUCCCUGCUCCUGCCAACCUAGCAGUUCGAAAGCACGAAGUGCAAGUAGAUAAAUAGGUAUCGCUCCAGCGGGAAGAUAAAUGGCGUUUCCGUGCGCUGCUCUGGUUCGCCAGAAGCGGCUUAGUCAUGCUGGCCACAUGACCCGGUAGCUGUGUGCUGGCUCCCUUGGCCAAUAAAGUGAGAUGAGCGCCUCAACCCCAGAGUCGUUCACGACUGGACCUAACGGUCAGGGGUCCCUUUACCUUUACCUAUUCCCUUCUGAGGUGCUUUCUCUCAAAUUCUCACUCCCUACUUCACCAUCAACUCGGCGCUCUUGCUCUGGCAGUCUUUUGUCUUUGUUUCCUGCUAUGCUUCUCCAUCGUGAUACUGGCUUGCAGACAUUGGAUUUUCCUAUUGGUUGCUAUGGUUACCUUUGGGUUGCCAUAAUUUCAGAUGCAGAAAUGAAUUUGAUGAACUGCAACUCGUGCCCAUUUGAUGUGAACAGCGGCUUGUUCUGAAAACUUUAAAUAGUAUCAGGAAAAGCAGUGUCCAUGUUUGCCAUUGAUUGCAUUGUGACUCGGUACUUCUUUAGAGCUUAAACACUGAUUUCUCUGCAGUAACUAUGCAAUGAGAGGAUAAGAGUUGCAAUACUGGCUCUGUCCCAAAGUCUAUCAUGCAAUAGCUAAGCAGUUGCCCUACGUCUACUCACAAGUAGAACAAGUUCUGGGUUCCAUUGGGUUAUUGCCUCUAAAGCUCUUACUUCGGAUAUGUAUAUUUAAAGUACAAUUCCAUAUGAUCUUGCUUUUCCACUCAGAUCAGCCAGAGAAAUCUUGCUCCAUCACCUACUGUCAGAGGUGCAGUUGCUGCUUUGUGGCAGCAUCCAGGUUGCGUAAAUCCCUGUCCUGGAAGAUCCACGAGGCUCACUUCCAGUACCAAAUGAAAACGUCUUUCUUCCAGUGGCCUGUCAGGGUUUUUUAGUGUUGUUUCGUGGCUUAUUUAAGGGUGAUCUUGCUUGCUGGUCUUGCCUUUAUUUUUAACACAAGGUGAUAGUCAGCUGCCUUGUACCACUAGGAAAUGAGAUGGAAACAUAGGAUAUAAAUAUUUAGUGAAUGGGUAAUGAUCAGCCAUCCUUUAUUCUUGUGUCCACCUUUCAUGGCUCUGCUGCAGUAAUAAUGCUUAGUAUGAUGUUUCCUUCCCUGCUUACUUCUUUGUCGCUGCCUCCUGCUGUUUUCUGCUUCAUUGGAGCAUGAACAACCAAGAACCUCAUGUAGCAGGUCUGGUCCAAGGUUCAGCUUCUCUCUGGGUGAAGUACAAAAACUGGGUCUCAAAAGGCAUCAUCUACUAGAUCUCUAAACGUUUGUUUUGCUGCCUUUUUGCACAGUGCCAGAACUGCGCAGUCUGGAGAGUAGGAAUUGGCUGAUCCACUUGUACUACAUUCGCAAAGACUAUGAUUCGUGUAAGGUAGGAAUAUGAUAUACCCUGACUUUUUUGCACUUUAAAUCAGAGGUGGGGAACCUGUGGAUCUCUAGAAGUUGCUGAGCUCCGUUUUCCAUCAGCCCCAGCCAAUGACCAGAUCUUAUCAGAAUUGCAAACCAGCAUCUGUAGGGCUGUAGCUUUGCCAUCAGUGCCUUUUAAGGAUAACUUCAGAGAAGUAUCCAGGCUUUUGCUUUGGAGAAGGACUUCGUUUCUUCUUGGAACACUUCCAAAACAAGAUUUAAAGAUAGGGAAUAUACCAAGGGCUCCUUGUACAGGUUCCUCCACCCUUCUCUGGUUUAUUAUUGCCAGAGUUCCUUAUUAAACCCGAAUCAGAGAUAACUAUGGUUCGCACUAAUCAAGAUUGCUUCCAAACUAUGAUUUGAAGUGGGUUUGCAUACCCGUAAGGGUUAAUAUUCUUUCUGUUCCCAAAAGCCUCCUGUUAACUGAAUUAACUGAAUUUUUGGUUUGCAUUUUGUUGGUUGGUUGCUUGCUUGCUUCAAAAUCUAAUGAGAGCAUGGCAGCAUGUUAACAUGUUCCAUCCUUAGGAACUGCUAUCCCUUUACCAAAACUUGUCAGAGUCAUGAAUGCAGCUAGCCAUUUUCUCCUUUUGAAUAAAUCGCAGCCUCCUAGAUCUCCCCACUCGGUCCUUCCUCACUGUCAUCGUGCCUCUGCUGGUGAUCCUAUGCAUGCUUACUCUGGAGUUUGGAGUGGUGGGAGCCCCAUCCACUGCAGCGGGACCCCGAGAGAAUGGAGCCUGGGAGGCACAUGGCUGGUGUUGCUGUCGCUGCUGGUGGCCUACUGUCUUUCUGGCUUGGUGCCCCUCUCCCGGCCAGACUGGGUGGCGUGGGGGGCACACUGGCUGGCACCUGCUCUAGGAGAGUUCAGGGCUGCUCUUGCAUGACCCGCUGUUGACCACUGGCCAUGCCCUCCCCCAGUGGUGGCUGUGAUGGCUGCCUAUUGCUGCAAAUCCUCUUCUUGCUGGGCACCUCGGCCUCUCAGCCAGCCCAGGGGUGGGGCACCCAUGGAUGUCCCUUCUCUGGCCACAAGGAGAAGGAGGCCCAGUCUGGGCACGGCUUGCCUUCCUGAGGCUCUGGAAGGUGGCAGGAGCUCAGCCCGAUGAGGGAGCCUGUUGUGGGGACUCUCAGAAAUCUGUGCCCCUCCUGCCCUCCACUGCUUGUGGCCCACUUGGUAUGAAAAUUUGGACCGCCCUGCUCUAACCAUUAUGUCACACUGGCUCCUAGAGGUGCAGUUUUCUCUUUGUAGUGAAUACAGGAAUCUUUGGGAACCUUUGGCUAUUUUUGAAAAAUAAUUUACUCUUGGUGCUGUGCAAAGAGAGUGUUCACUUCUAAGGACCAUCAAGGCAGGCACUUAAUUUUCCAAUAGAUGGAUAACAGCAAUCUAUUCCACAAGUACUUGGGUGGCAGGAGUUUCACUUGUCCUAAUGUUACCUAUUCAGAGGUCGUUGCCUUAAUGUUAACAUUUUUUAAUGCAAAAGGGUUUUUUAUAGUGCCAUUAAAUGAAAUUGAAAGCCUUGCCAAUGUCAAAGCCAUCAAAAAGCUCCUGCUCUUGGAUAAUUUGACUUCAGGAGGCUCUUUUCCAGGAAGGACAAAUUACCAGCGCGAGAGGGAGCGGUUUCAACAGGCAUUUCCUUGCUCUGAAAAAAGGAGAAAAUUCUAGGCAUUUCCCCCCUCUAGCACAGAGACUGGGAAUUUGUGGCCCUCCAGAUACUGCUAGGCUACAAAUUUCAUCUUCCUUGACCCUUGACAAUGUUGGCUGGCCACAGGUUCCUCACCCUGAUCUUUUAGGUACCUUUCAUUAACAAAUACUGGCUUAAUGUUGAGGCUAACUUAUUAAAGGGUAGAGUUGACAACAUUCUGCCCCUUAUCCAAAAAAGGAAAAUAUUUUUAUUGGAACAUAACUUCUUUACUUUGUGGUUCAGAUUCUUAUAAAAGAGCAACUCCAAGAGACCCGUGGGAUAUGUGAAUAUGCAGUCUAUGUUCAAGGUAAGCUACAAGCACCCUCCCAUGGCUGACAUGCUUCUACCUUGUCUGACACAUUUCCCAAGAGCAACCUCCCUUUAGGGCUGAAAAUAAAAUUAUUUCACUGACUCCCUCAGUGAGUUCCAAAAAUAUGAGGGUGCUUCCAUAGUCCACAUAAUCCUCGUUAACAGACAAAAGCGAUCCUAUGGCUCUUUUAGGACAAGCGGGCCAGAGAAAUGCUAAACUACCCCAUGGGCUACGCUUACCACAAAGGAACAGUGGUGCAGAUGGCACCAUGGCUUCCAGAUACAGAACCCACCAGCUGCUAGCUCUGCUCCGCUGUGACCUACCUUCUUCAAAAGCCUGCUGUGUGCUUCAGCUGGGAAGCUGGUGGGGGUAGGUUCUCCUCCUGCACUUCUAUACAUUUCAGCAUUGCCCAGGGUGCAGCUUACUUCCUUGAAAGGACUCCAGAUUAACAUGCUGUGCAUUGUUGUUUUUCAGCCUUGAUAUUUCGCUUGGAAGGGAAGAUUCACGAAUCACUUGAGCUUUUCCAAACUUGUGCUAUUCUUACGCCCCGGAGUGCAGACAACCUCAAGCAGGUGGCACGAUCGCUGUAGGUGCCAUUUUAUUCUUCAGAUUUUGGGUGUUGCAUAAAGGGAGUGGGGUUACCAAAGGCUGUUUUACUCCCGUUAGCCUUCAUAUUUGCAUAGGCGAACUACUUAAUCAUACACCCUCCCUUGUCCACACACUUACAAACAUAAAAGCCCUGCUGGACCAGACCAAUUCAGACCAUCUAAUUCAGCAUCUUAUUUCAAAGUGGCCAACUGGACACCUCUAGGACAUGAAAGCAGCAGCCUGCCUCCAUUAUUUGUCUCCCGGAAACUGGUAUUCAGUGACAUACUGCCUUUGAACUCUGAGUUUCCAUGCAGCCACCAUUCCUAGUACUAGCUGUCAAUUAAUUAACCCCCAUGAAUUUGUCUGCUAAAGCUGUCUAACCUGGUGGCCAUCACCACAGGAGGAAAAAUGAUGUCUAUCUGAUCCGGCACUAUUAGCACAGCACACACUUAAAAGAGAGAGGAGUCACUAUUUUUAAAAACCUCUCCAGUCCCCCAAGCUUUAGGGUGGAUAACAUUUUAAAAGUUAUUAAAAAGAGUUGUAAAAAGAAAGAACAGCUGUGAAACUCAGAUGGUAGCACCAAGUGGGCAGAUACGAUCCAUAUCAUGUGACAUGAUAUUAUCUGUCCAUGCAUUAGGAAAGCAAGAAAUAGGGAAUAUCCAGCCUUCUAAUAAAAUCCUUUUAACAGGCGUUGCGACAUGCUAUGAAUCCCCAGUAUAGUGGACGAGUAUUGGAUUCUUCUGUUUGACUCUACAGCACAGUAGGCUUCCCUAGAGCUCCCUUUGAUCCUCCGACUGAUACACAGUUGAUGGUCCAGUGAUACCUUGGGAGGAAAGGGUAAGAAAAAUAAGAUCUGACAUUUUCUUGCAGGUUUCUUUUGGGAAAACACAAAGCAGCCAUUGAAGUGUACAACGAUGCGGCCCAAUACAACGAGAAGGACUGGGUAUGCCCAAGGUUUUCUUUGCUACUUGUAAAUAGAAUGGAGUAGAAUUUGAGACUUGCAGAUCGAUGGCUGACCUAUGGGUCAGUUUUGUUCAGCACUUUCUUCUGUGCGAGGACAGCAGCACCAGCCUGUCCUCGGAAUGCAGCUUAUGAGGAGAGGUGUUAAUAUGAAUCUGGGUCUACACAGACACAGCCUUAAUGAUUCCUGUGGCAAGUGGAGAAGGUGCUCCUGCAACAGCAGGAAUUGCUGCUGCCUCUAUUGCAUGUACAGUGGUAGCUCGGGUUAAGUACUUAAUUUGUUCCGGAGGGCUGUUCUUAACCUGAAACUGUUCUUAACCUGGAGCACCACUGUAGCUAAUGGAGCCUCCUGCUGCUGCCGCGCCGCCGCUGCACGAUUUCUGUUCUCAUCCUGAAGCAAAUUUCAUAACCCGAGGUACUAUUUCUGGGUUAGCGGAGUCUGUAACCUGAGGCGUAUGUAACCUGAAGCAUAUGUAACCCAAGGUACCACUGUACUGCUCAGUUGGAUAUGUUUCCCAUUGUGAUCAUGUGCAGUCACAUGACCAAGGAUGGCUAUGGCUGCUCCUUUAUAGGGGAAAGUGACUGUGUGGAUUAGCUCUUAGUCCCAUUGGGAGUCUAGUUGCAUUGAAGACAUCAGCCUGUUUCAUAAAUUCCAUGAUACAGGAAGGAAUAUACAACCUUCCCACAUAGUUGAUCAAAACAGAGGAAGCGCUGGUUAGUGUCUCUGCCAGAUGUGCACACAGAUGGCUUCCUGCUUUAAUAUUCAGCAGGAAAACAAAACAUGGCUUGAUACUCGCUCUUGGACCGAAUGCCGCAUCUUGGGUGGUGAGUCCACCACAGCAGAGCAUCAGCAUAGGCAAAACAUUGUGUACCAAGCUGGAUUACCACAACAGACACCAAAAUGAUCACUGCCAAGGCAUAUCCAUUCAUUUAUUUGUCACAUUUCUUACCCUGCUCUUCAGCCAAGAGCUCUCAGAGUAGCUAACAAAGAUAUAGAAGCCUAAGUACAAUUAACAUGGAUAAAGCAGCCAGAAUAUAUCAGUGCCAGGCAUGUUAAAUCAGAGGUCUUAAAAUGUGAGGCUCUAAACACUCGAAAAGUGCUUGAGCAAACAAAAAAAUGCCCUUGCCAGGCACACAAAAGACAUUGAACUCUGCCCAGGUGAAUCUAGUGUUCAUUUAUUUGUUAAAUGCGUAUCACGCCUUUGUACCCAAAUUGUGCUCAAGAUGGCUUGUACUUCUGCAGAAGCCUGGCGGCAUCUCUGUUGUUGAAAUGGCACACUGACAAGCCUUAUAACUAAAUUUAUCUUCCUUAUUACAUGAUGUAAAUGUAUAUUGGGCCCGGUAUUUAUUUUCUGCUUGCAUCAGCUCAUCCAUCAGGUUUAUAUGCAGAAUUCCAAUGAUAGUUGUUAAAAGAAAGAUUAACAGAUGUGUCUGGCUAAAUCUUUGCUGGGUUUUCAGUUUAAUUGUAUUUCUGUAGCAUCUUUGGUCAUAAUGGGCUGAAGCUAACAACUCAGAUCCAUUGAACUUUUCUUUCUGAUUCUGGAAGACCAAGUAAGUUACAGUGGCCCAGUUCACACAUCAUGAUAAACCAUAGUUUAUGGUUUACUGUGAACAAUGAACAUGCAGAUCUGGGCCACUUUGCGGCUUCCCAUUAACACACCACAGCAACAAACCAUGUUUCUUGGCUUAACAUUAUAGCCAGUGUGGUGUAGUGGUUAAGAGCGGUAGUCUCGUAAUCUGGUGAACCGGGUUCGCUUCCCCGCUCCUCCACAUGCAGCUGCUGGGUGACCUUGGGCCAGUCACACUUCUCUGAAGUCUCUCAGCCUCACUCACCUCACAGAGUGUUUGUUGUGGGGGAGAAAGGGAAAGGAGAAUGUUAGCCGCUUUGAGACACCUUCGGGUAGUGAUAAAGCGGGAUAACAAAUCCAAACUCCUCCUCUUCUUCUUCAUCAUCAUCAUCACCAUCAUCAUCCAAAUUGGAGAUCAUAGUAGUUUUGUUCCACCCAGUCAGUCAGUCAGAAAGCAAAAAAUCAUGCUUUGUUUGAAGUAAAACCCAUCAUAAUUCCCAGUUCAGACAUAAUGCCAUAGUAGGGAUUGUGGUUUGUUCUUCCCAUGGACUAGUGGGGAUGAGCGAAGCCGCUCAGAUCAGCAUAUUCAUGGUAAACUAUUAACUAUGGUUUACUCUGAUGUGUGAAUAAGGCCAGAAUUUGGCUAUUUGUAAAUGAAGAGAUUUGUCAAGCUCUGAUCUGGGGCAUUUAGGACUGUUAAUAUUCUACUGAAUGGAAAUGAUUUGUUACCAAUCUGAGAAAAUGAGAUGUUUCAAUAGAUUGUGCCAUUCCUGUUUUUUUGAGCACAUUGAACCUGUGGUUUUGCAACUUGUGAGCUUGAGACCAAUAAUGACAAGAGGUUCUAUCCCCUCAUGUAUCACAUGUGGAUUUACACAUGUCCCCUUUCCCCUCACAUCCAGGAGAUCUGCCACAACUUGGGUGUCUGCUACAUGCACCUGAAGCAUUUCAACAAGGUAAAGUGGGCAGUUUUCUGGCAAGCAUGAAAGGUCCAGGGGGUGGCAGCCUGAGAAUGGGCAUUUUUUUGCAGUGGCUCUGUUUGUGGAAUGCUUUCCCCAGGGAGGCUUGCCUGGUGCCUUCAUUACAUAACUUUAAGCACCAGGUGAAAACAUUCCUCUUCUCCCAGGCCUUUGGCUCAUUAAAUAAUCUAUGGUUAUUAUGUUAUGUAUUUUUGAAUUUUUAUACCAUGGUGGAUAAAAAUCUAUGUUUUUUUUUAAAAAAACCAGAUUUUAAAUCGGAUUUUUAAAAUUUAAAUCAGAUUUUUUUUAUUUAAAUUGGAUUUUUAAAAUAAAAUGCUUUAGGAGUAAAAAAAAAUUUCUAAAGAUAGUUUACUAUUUAAGUUACAUUAUAGUCCAAAGGCUAUUCAUCAGGAAAUAAGUUUUUCAUGUGUGUUGAAACUCAGUCUAAGUUGGUUUUUAAGGAAAUGGUUAUUAAGGAAAUGAUUAUUUUUCUCCUUCCAAUUAUAAACAGUUAACUUAUUAAGCCUCACAAUAAUUUCAUAAUUAUGUAUUUCUAAUAGUAUAACUAGAUCAGUAAUUUUUGAUAUAACUGUAAAAACUGCUCUGAAAAUUUAUUAUUCCAAAAAUGAAACCUUCAUCUGUUUGUAAAUAUUAAGAUUAUACCAGCAGGAAUGUAUUUUUGUAAAAAAAAUGAUUUAAAUCAAGUCUUACUGACUUGUGAUUUAAAUCAUGAUUUGAUUUAAAUCAAUUCCACCCUGUUUUAUACUGUAAACCACCCUGUGAUUCUCAGAUGAAGGGUGGGAUAUACAUUUAAUAAAACAUAUACAUAUACAUUUAAUAAAACAAACAAACAAACAAACAACAGUCCAAAUGGUUGGGUUGUAUCCUAAGGAACCCUCAAUGGCUGUAUGGAAUUGAGAUGAAGGAAGUCUAGGCAGUAGAGCUCUAGAAAAAGAGCCAUUGGUUGAGUUCAACAGCUGUUCCUCUUGUUCAGUGUGUGCUGCCCCAACAAGAUAUCAGUUGCAGAAAAGAUAUUCCGGUCCUAGUUGGCAUCUUACCUGUGGCAGAUACGUUGCAGAGAGGGCAACUUGAUAAAAGGACUUGGGGGUUGUUCUUGUAAGCAUUGGAAAGGAUUCUUUUCAUGACUGACAGGUCCCUAGUAUGCCUCUCAUCUUCAUGUUAGAACCACAAUAUUUGUUUUUUCCUAAAACAGCUGCUACGGUCAUAACAAGGAUUGAAGGCAACCCUGUUUAGGGAAGUUUUUAAUGUUUGAUGUCUUAUCGUGUUUUUAAUAGUCUGUUGGGAGCCUCACAGAGUGGCUGGGAAAACCCAGCCAGAUGGGUGGGGUAUAAAUAAAUUAUUAUUAUUAUUAUUAUUAUUAUUAUUAUUAUUAUUAUUAUUAUUAUCAAAUAAGUUAUGCACAACUGAAACUUUCCCAUAAUAUUACUUUGUGUACAACCUGGUAGGAUUUGGGUUUGAAUUGCAGAAAUCAGCCUUUUUGGUGGGUGGGGUAUCAAGGACUGACACAUGGAGGAGUGGUUGGGGGGUAUAACAGCCUUGCCCAGACUAGUGCCCACAAGAUGCUUUGCACUACAACGUCCAUCAUCCCUUACCAUUGACCAUGCUGUUUGAGGCUGAUGGGAACUAUAGUCGAAAACAUCUGGAGGGCAUUAGGCUGGAGAAGGCUUGGAUGUAGGAUUGAAGUGCGCAGAACUGCUGUUAAUAGACAGGAAAUUAUAUGUGGCUGAGCAGCAUGUACGUGUAUGGCCCCUGGAGUACCUAGCCCAUGUUCCUAUAGUUAGUGAGUGUUUGACAGAAACAGCCCAGACUUCCUCAGUCUCUGCAAAACGUGAGGCCUAUUAACUUGCUGUUUGAAUGGGACCCUAAAUGCGGAAUCCUCUGCAUGUUAAACCAAAUCCACACCACGUAUUGGCUGUCAGAGUUUUGAGUGGAAAGCUGGAAGAGCAGAGAUACCUGCCUCUCAUGGAGUUGUACAGUAGAAGAAUCUAGCUGGAAAUGCUCCAAAAUCCUGAUAUCUGACAGGACCAAGCCAGCGGCAAACCACACCAAGCAAGUUGGGGUUAACUGUUUAUAAGCAAAAGCAGAAUCUGCACAGGAGCGUCAGGCCUAAUGAGUACAGAACUCAUCUCUGGCACGUCUUGUCCCCUUGAAGCAGCCUCAGUCAUCUCUCUCUCUUGGCCUCCCUCUUCCUGCUUCAGCCUCUGUCUCUGAUUCUGUCUCUGCCACAGACACAGAUUCUGUCUCUGCCACAGACUACCCCCACUCCUUGUGCCCUGUUACCUCUCCAGCUUCCGACACCUUCUCCCCCCAGUCUUCUCCCUCUGACCACUCAUUGUCGUCCUGCCCCCAAUCCCCUGGCUCUGAGCCUUUUUCCCUUGAGCCUUUCCCAGUUGGUUCCUCUCACCAUUCCUACAUCCAAUCAGCCCGUGACAAUAUCUGACUAUGGCCUGAAUGCCAUAUUCCAUGUGUCGUUGGCACAAAAGCGAUUUAGAAGAAUCCUUGUCGUUAUAUAUUUUACAUGGCUGUUUAUUUUUGCAUAUUUAAAAUUUUAUAUAUGGAUAUUUUAUGAUGGCCUAUACUUGUAAUGCCUAAUAAAGGUUUGGCGAAGUAAGAAGUACCACGAAAGGGAGCCUCGGACCUGGCGAGCACAUCACCUGUUUCCUGAGCUGUAGCCUGGAGACUUUUGGACAAUCGCAUGAAAAUGCCUGGGCUCCCUGUGUUGUUUGAUUGGUUCCCACCAUAUCUUUAGCAUCUGUAGCCCUCCAGAUGUCUGCAUCAGCCCUUGUCCACAUGGACAAUGGUCCAGGAUGGUGGGAGCUUUUUGAGUGAUGAAGCCAGUUGCAGAAAGUAUCGAAGAUAGCGAUGCUGUCUUUACUGAGAAUACUGUAGCCCUCAGGUCAGAGCUCGCUUUACUGUCACCAAUUAGGAAGAUGUACCAGUUUGAUUCUUGCAAGGCAUGAAAAUGGCCCAUUCUCUCCAGUUUGGGGCACACAAACAUUUGCAUUGAGGUGUUAAUGGGCCAUUAGUAUGAGAAAUUUCCUCCUCACAUUUCCCCUUUGCUGCGCCCCGACCAUGCUGCUUCCUUGCAUCGAGUCACAUGGGCCUAUAAAAUAUAAUGAAGCCUAUAGAAUGCGCUGGCAUUUUAGCUUUUUAGCAAUGAAUAUCCCGUGGCUGCAUAAUUCUUUUUUACUUUGUCAGCAUCUCUCUCCUUUAAUGUGCCUGGAAAAAAAGAGAGAAGAAAACCUGCAACCUUUCAUUCCAGUCCCACCGGCUGGGCCCAGGGGAGGAAAAGAGGCCAUUGCAAUCGAUGCCUCUCAUUGGAGGGGAUUAACAAUGUGCCCAGGAGGAGCAGUUCUGCUCCUUUGUGCAGUUCAGCAGCCCUCCUGGCUCAGUGCUGGGAUAAGCAUUUUGUGGAAUGAUGAGCUGUAAAAGCCUCGGUAACAUUCAAUCCUGCCAGUCCGCAGAUUCUGGCUUCCUAGUGCUUCUAGGCCUAUUUAACUCGGGAAAGCACCAGGAAGACAGGAGGGGGAGGGGCAAAGCAAAUGCAGCCCCACCUUUGAGGCUGAGCCCACUGCCCACUUGGCUGGAGCAUUCAAGGGGGAAGGAAGGAGGAAAUGAACUCUGCUCCUAGCUUGCCUACUAUAGGACCUGUUUUGGCAGUGGAGGGAGAGAGUUAGAAAGAAGGGCCUAUCCCAAGAGCUUUAUGCAAGAAAUUAUAUUCCGUCCAUAAGAGAGAGAGAAGAAAGAAAGAAAGAAAGAAAGAAAGAAAGAAAGAAAGAAAGAGAAAGUGUAUCACCAGAGGAGCUCAAGUUGGACCAGCAAAAGGGAGUGAGGAAUUAACAAGCAAGGGGAGUUUUUAAAAUUGUGAGGCAUCCAAAGGGGAGAGCAUUGGCGAGUGUGUUAGCUUGGUUGCUUUUCUGUCUUUCUCCUAUGGGUGUAGCUGCAUCAUAUAUGCGGCAAGCGAGUGGGACCCCAGAUACCUGGUUGGUUUGCAUUCCAAAGGUCCCAGGUUCAAUCUCUGACAUCUCCAGUUCAAAGGGAUACAGAUAGCUGGACUUUCUCAGCCUGAGAAGGACAGUAGCCCAGUGGUAGAAUGUCCCAGCUUCAGUUUCCAGCAUCUACAGGUGAGGGUGGUAGAAACUCCUGUCUGAAACCCUGGAAAGCCACUGCCGUUGAGCUAGAUCAAUGGUCUGACUUCGUACAGUGCAAUUGCAUAAGCUCAAAACUUAUUUGUUUAUUAUUUUUCUGGGUCAUUGAGUCACCCACCAUGACCACCAAUCACUGCCCUUCUGCUUUCAGGCUUUUGCAGCCACAAAGACUACAAGUAUUUUUUAGCCCACUGGCUGCAGAAACACGCUUGUCUCUUUUCUCUCUUGUUAUCCUAGUGUAAAUGAACCAGUGCUCAGGCUGGCUCUUUGCCAAUUUCAUUAAGGAGAGAUCUAGCUUUCAAAAAGUGUUUUUGGUUUUUUUUGUCGCUCAUCUUUGGUGUUUUAUUAUAUAGGUUUACCAUUUCAGUGGGAACCACUUCAUGAAGUCCAUCUGAACAGUGGCAUAUAAAUAUCUGAAAAUGAAUAAUACACUCUGUGCUCUGUGCUCAGGCAAAAGAUCAGCUGAAUAAUGCCCUGGAGCUCAACCGACAUGACCUGACAUACAUGAUGCUGGGCAAGAUCCACCUGUUGGAGGGGCAGACGGACAAAGCCAUUGAAGUCUACAAGAAAGCAGUGGAGUAAGAGCCUUUCUUCUCUUGUUCUGUUGGGGGUGGAGGUGACCAGGAAUUAACCUCAUUGUACAGAACUAGGAAGCGUUGAGAAAGGUCUUCUCUCGUGGCCCAGGCAGCCAUCUUGGGCACAGUUUUGGAUUACUGCUCCCACCUUUCAAGUCCUUUUGAAGCGCAUGAAUUCACACAGGUCUUCAACCCCGAGGCUAUAAGCCAGUGUGACAGCCUGCAAAUCAGCUUCUUCAAACUAUUUCUGAAGGCUGUUCCGAUGCUAACAUGAGCAUUUUCAUAGCACUCAUGAGGGGAAACAGAAUCUGCUGCUGCUGUUCUCACAGUAUGAGCCAAGGAGCAUAUGUCAGCCCCAUUUCCAACAAAAGGGGUUCUGUUCAAAUAGCCUCUAAUAGAAUUAGGUUUGUUCAUUUUUUGGUGUGUGUGUGUGUGUGUGUUUUUAAGGAAUCAUUUGUCUUUUAUUCCUUCCCCGGUUUGUAUUUAUUUAUUAUUUAAUAAGUGCAUUUAGAACCUGCCUUUCAUUGCAAUAGAUCCCAGGGCAGAGUACAAAUUGCAUAAAAGCACAUAAAACAGCCAUGCACUGCAAAGCCGACAGGAACGAUAAGAACAGCUGUAUGGCCUUUUAAUGUAAAUCGAUCAGAGAGCUUUGCUGUGGUGCAGUAUGUAAAUUGAAAAACAAAAACAAAAUGCAAACAACACCUCUGGUAGAGUGGGGGAAAGCUCCUUUGCAUUUGCUGCCCCAGACAAUUAAAAUACGCAGCAAUGGCAGCUGGAUGGGUCUGUUAGCCCUGGAAUAUUCCAAAGGCAAAUGUAUUUAAGCCUUUCUGUGAGCCCCUUGCUUUCAGCAAGUAAAUAUUUCUGCCCGGCAUGUCAUUUGCCAUAGUCUUCUGCUCAAGCCACACAGUGGCAGAUGAGGGCUUGGUAGUCCUUCUUUAAGGCUGAUAAAAUGUCUCCUUCACAUGCAAGAUUGGGGCUAGUCCUCCCAUUACGCAGGAAGCAGAUCACUUCAAGUGGCAAAUUUUGGACCACCAUCAAAGGGUAGCAACUUGUACGAUAUUUACUGUCGUUUAUUUUUAUCACCAUAGUGGGGAACAUUUGUAUCUUCUGCUUCUGGUGCAGAAAUGUCAUGGGCCAUCUCUGCGUGAAACUCGUUUAUGCCCUUGCAUAACAAUGUAUUAAUGAGGGCACCAGAUGCCAUAAAACUCUAGGGUCUCUUUUUCUUUGUUUCAGGUUCUCUCCGGAAAACACAGAGCUCCUUACAACUCUGGGCUUGCUCUACCUGGAGGUAUGGGAGGUUGCUAAUUGGUUAGUUGUUCGGUUUUGUCCAGCAGCUGUUAAUGGCAUUCAUGUUGAGGCAUCCCCAUUGCUGCUUUGAGACUUUUCUCAAAAAGUUACACUAGUCUAUCUCUUCUAAAUAUGUGCUUUAGAGCCCCACAGGAAGGAACUUACCUUACGCAGUUGAGCCAAAGCAGAAUGCAGAUAGGCUCUGCUUCUAUAACCUGCUAGUCCAAGUAUAUGAAGAAGGAAAAAGUAGUUUGUGAGUUUUCUAUAUAGGAAAGGACCACGUAUUGGAUAAAAAGGCACCUUACAGAAAUUCAGAAAUGGCUUUAAAGUUUCCUGGGAAUAAGCAAUGUCACACAGUUUCGUGAGUCGACAGUUUUCUCUGUACCAUAAUUCUGCCAAAUCCCUAGCUCACUCCCAACAUGGUUCUUGUUUAUUCAACUUGGGCCUCCAUUUUGUCUCUGGGCAGGAUUUCCUCAUCUAAAUGCUUUCUUGAUUUCCUAGCAGCCUCAGUAAUGGCCCAAGAUUAUUAGGUUUCUAGUGUUGAUUUCCCAGGAGGAAAUGAUAGAGCUUUGAAUUCUGGGGUGUGAUAUUUGGGGCUGGUUGACUUUUGAGUCCUUUCUCAUGGGAGAGCCAGAUUUAGAGCAUGUCAGCCAAAGAUGCGCAGCAGUCCUCUUUAGAGAGUGCGCAGUGGCUUCCUGGUUGCGUUUGAUGAACCUCAGAGGGUUGUUUGUUGCAGUUCCUAAAGAACCUGCAUGUGGCGUAGGAAGCAACUACGACCGUGGAGUAAAAACCAAUGAAAAAUGUAUUGUGAUUCAGUUGUUUAAAUAUUCUACUGAUAUUUCCCCCCUUUACUUAGCUCGAGGUUCAUCAGAAAGCCUUUGAGUAUCUUGGGAACGCACUCACGUAUGAUCCCAGCAACUAUAAGGUAACUCAGGGGAUGGGAAUAUAUUGAAUUGUUGGCGGAAACAGAAGAAAAUCAAUAUGAAUGUCACAAAAUGGUAACCUAAGUAAACAGCUGGAUGAGCUGGUCAGAGUCACUAAAGCACCUUUUCCUUCUUGGCGCUCUUCACAUGUUUUGGACUGCAACUCUUGUCCGCCCUAGUUGUAGUCCAAAACAUCUGCUGGGCACCAUGUUGGGGAAGGCUGAUCUUUCUUAGUCCUUGGUCCUGCCUAUCCCACAAGGUUCCAGGUAUGUGUGGCUUUGGGUGUAUUCCUGAUGUGCAGAACCUGUCUCCAGUCAUUGUUCUGAUAAUGCCUUCGCGUUCUUUGCUCACCGACAGUGGUGAAAAGCCAGUUUGUUAGCCCCCUACGAUUUGGUUUUUGCUUUAUUCUUUUCAAAAGGCGAUCUUGGCAGCUGGCAGCAUGAUGCAGACACAUGGAGACUUCGACGUAGCCCUCACCAAGUACCGAGUGGUCGCUUGUGCUGUUCCUGAAAGCCCCCCGCUCUGGAACAACAUUGGAAUGUGCUUCUUCGGCAAAAAGAAAUAUGUGGCGGUAGGUGUGUUUUGUGUCACCUGCCUACCCUCUUACCUGAAUUUGCAUCCAUUUGUGACUGUCUUUUACCCCCUCCUUCCCCUCUCCCUAAUCCUCCAGCAUGCAGAACUGGAAGUGGGGAGGCAGGCAUUUCUUUCAAUAGCAUUGGUGUUCCUCUGGCUAUUGCCCACCUAAUCCUUGAGCCCUCUGGCACAAACAGAAGCAGGGUUUUAUCUUAUUUGCACUGAUGUUUGGAAAAGAUAAAAGCAGUCAGGGUUUUGUUAAUUCCAUCUUAGCUAGCGUUGGCAACUGGAGAGCAACAUCAAUGCUGGUUUUGACCUAUGAAGCCUUGAACUGCUCAGGACCCAUAUACCUCGAGGACCGUCUCUCUCCAUAUGAGUCUACUCAGACCCUGAGAUCAUCUUCUGAGGCCCUUCUUUGUGCGUCUCCAUGAGAAGUACACAAGAAUGGCCCCUUUCUGCAGUGGCUCCCCAUCUGUGGAAUGCUCUCCCCAGGGAAGUUUGCCUGGUGCCUUCAUUGUAUACCUUUAGGCACCAGGUGAAAACAUUCUUCUUUAAUCAGGCCUUUGGCUGAUUGGCAUCUAAUGCCCUUUUAAAUGUGUUGUGGAAGAAGGGAUUAUUGGGUUGUCUUUAUUUUUGUUUUUAUUAUCUAUUCUGUGCUUUGUAUAUUUUAUAUUUUUGUGUUUUGGACCUCUUUGAGAUCUCUGGGUAUAGGGCAGCAUACAAAUUUAAUAAAUAAUAAAAUAAAUGAAUGAAGUUCUUCUUGAGAGGCAUUAUUAUUUGGAAGGAUCAAGAAAAUUGUACCCUUGGCCUCUACCCCUAAAGCAGCCAUUUCAUAAUGCCUUUGCCUCUUCUCUUACUGAAUGGAACCAUUUCCCCCUGCAGGCCAUCAGCUGCCUGAAACGAGCAAACUACCUUGCUCCCUUUGACUGGAAGAUUCUGUACAACCUUGGCCUCGUCCAUCUGACAAUGCAGCAGUAUGCCUCUGCGUUCCACUUCAUCAGUGCUGCCAUCCAUCUCCAGCCAAAGCUGGCAGAACUCUACAUGUUGUUAGCAGGUAGCACCACACACACCUGCCACCCUUGCCUGGUUACUACAAUGGAAAUUCUGUUUCUUAUUGACGUUAGGGGAUGCUACCCUGGUUGAAAUCACUAGUAUAAAUUUAUGUAGUGUUUUAAGCACGUGGUUUAUUCAAUACUGAUGAUAUCAUUUCUUCCCUUAAUAAUCCCAGCAGACAUUAUUCCCAUUAUACAGACUGGGAACUUAGUUCAAGAGACUGACUUGCCUAAGGCUACCUCUUAUAGUCAUGACUAAAUGGGCAGUUCGAAUCCAGAUCUCCCAGGUUCGCAUACAACUUUCUGUUCAGUGAACUAAACUCUGGCUUGAAAUAAAAUCAGCUGCGAUGCAGGUGCAAAAGUACCAGAUCCAUGGGUAAGGAAGACGGAGGAUUCCUAUCCUUGGUUAGCAUUGAUCCUGAACGCAUGAAGCAAGCUUAUACUUAGACCAUUGGUCUAUGUAGCCCAGUAUUGCCUUUUCUGGUUGGUAGUAGCUUCCCAGUGUCUCAGCCAUUGGGUCUUUCCCAUCACCCAAUACUUGAGAUCUUUAGCUGGGGAUGAAGAACCUCUGGUCCACCAGACAUUGUUGGACUACAACUCCCCUUAUCCUUCAGCCCUUGGCCAUUCUGGGUAGGGCAUAUGGAAGUCGCAGUUCAACAACAUCCAGAGGGCCACAGGUUCCCCAUUUCUGCUUUAACUGGAGUUGGCAGGGAGUGAACCUGGAAACCUGAGCAGGGCCUUUCUAUCUACAGCUCUUCUAAGAAGACUGUUGUUCCCUGUCUCAAACCUGAACGCUUCUCUUGAAGAGGCCUGUGUGUUCUCUCAGCAAGCUUAAUGUGUUGUGACCCUUCCUUAAGAGCAUUGCAUGGGGGGCGGGGGGCGGUGAAUAAAAUUCAAACCCUUCUCCACCAUCAACUUCCUGGAAGGCAAGUCAUUCUCUCAGUCCCUUUCCCAGCUGCAAUAUGAGAAUAAAGACACUGGCCAAAGGUGCAGAAUUAAUUUAGAAUUUCUUCACUUUGCCAGCAAGAGUUACCCCGUUUCCCCUUUCUUGAUACAGUUGCUUUGACAAAUCUUGAAGAUGUAGAGAAUGCCAAGCUCGCCUAUCAAAAAGCUUCAGCGCUGGACACGUACGUUUCUCAGUUUACUUGGGGCAGUUUACUUGUUAAAUAGUGCUCUUUCUGCACCUACCCAAGAGUGGCUCCAUAGAGCACAUAUCCUCUCCCAUUUCCUCACUAGCAGUACCUUAAGGCUGGCACUAUCUGUGAGCUUUCUUGUUUCUUAGGACCACACUUUCUCAACUUUUGUUUUAAUGGGAGGUGGUGGUGGGAUCAGGAGGUUGUGCGUGCAUGUUUCUGUAAGGGGGUUCUAGUCCAUGAAAAGUGUUUUCCACACUAAAUCUCCCUCUGGAACUUGCCAUAUGAACCUAGUUCCACUAGUCAAUAGGUGUGUGCAAGUGUUAUCCUGCACAGAUUAAUCUGGAAAUGUACUCUGUAAAGGAGACAAUCUUGGGCCUCCAGUGUUUGCUGAGCUUCACUUGCUUCUUUCAAGUGCAAUUGCAUCAUUGCUGACCUAAAAACUUAGAAAAUCUGCAAGAGUGGGCAGCAAACAGCAUCACUUCCCAGGUCCUUAGCAGAGCCAAAGACUACAUUAGUUCUAGUGCUCGCAGCUCACCAUUUGUAAGAAACCACCUCCACUGUAUCUUGUCAUGAUCUCAAAGAUAACGUGUGUGCUACCUGGGAAGGUGUUCUUGGUAGCCACAUUAUAAAAACCAUCUCCUGCCUCAGCUUUUGGGGUGGCUUUUGGAAACCAGCUGGCAGAGGCAUUUCUGUUUUUUAAAAACUAUUUCCCUUGGGAUUAGAGUAUUUAACCUCCAUCUGCUCCAUGUUGUUGGAAUAGGAUCAAUAAACAGUUGCCAGCUUGCAAGUUCCAGGACUAUGAUAAGGUGCUUUGCCCUAUAACUGCAAGGUAUUUUGGGGAUAGGUUUCAACAUGUGCCUCACAUGAGUGAAACGAGUUUCAAAGCCAGUUGGAAAUCUCUUGCAGUUGGGGGAUUACAACUGUGGCAUCUAGGAUUGUUUAUGCACCAACUAUUAUCUUGCCUCAGAACUAUGGAGCUAAUUUUGGUCACAUUGCACCAAAUCCUGCCCAAUCCUGACAUAAAAGCUGCUGAACUCCAAGCAUAAGCACAGCCAGAGGGGGGCAGGGGGGGCAGCUACCCCCCCCAAAUCUAGUAAAUAAAAAUACUUAACUGACCAAUUGCAUUGCAGAUAACUUGGUCCCCCCUCCCCAUAAAGGCUGCCCCCUAAAAUAAAUCCUGGCUACACCCAUUACUCCAAAGACACAAGUUCAGUGCAUGUUUCCAUGCACUUUAAAAACUUCAAGAUCUGGCUUCCAGCACAAUCAUUAGACAUGCUCUUAAGAAGCUUCAUUUCCAUUUAAAAAAAAACCCAGGUUUUUUUCUUCAUUCAUAUAGUUUUGGAGAUAACACUUGAAAGGGGGUAUGUAGGAUGUGUUAAAGGCCCCAAGGGUCUCUUUGCCCGAGGCUGCACUUUCGUACAGCUCCUUCUCCAUGUACAGGCUCUCGGUUUUUCAUUACUCUCUUACUGUUUGUUCCGCUAAUCAGAUCUAAUAUGUAAGAUAAAAAUUACCUUUGGACACUUACAUCAUUUUUAUUAUCUAUUCUUCUCAUUUCUGAAAAAAGUAGAAUUUGACCUACUAGGUUACAGAACUCUUAAUUUUAUCUGUACUGCAACUGUUUGUUUUUAUAUGUGGACUUGCUUUCCUAGAUGAACUUAUUUUUAACUGUUUUGACACUUUCCUUGUGUUGUGGUUGUAAUUUUUUUUAUAUAUAACUGUGUAUUUUAUUGUUGUAACCCUCUCUGGGACCUUAUGCUAAAGGGUGGGCAAGAAAGCUAAUUCAUCCAAUUAAUAGUUUCAGCAAGCAAAAGGCCACUGCCUAAGAGAUCUCACAGAUGGAUCUUGGUCCUGGCUGUAAUACUUGCUGACAACAGUGCAGUUUACCUCCCUUUAGCACCAGUACUAUUUAUACUACCAUGUUGUCUCUCCUGGGUUUCAGGUUCAGCCCGCUGAUAAAUCUGAACUAUGCAAGCCUGCUCUACAAUCAGGGGGAUAAGAAGGGGGCAGUUCUUCAGUAUCAUGAGAUGAAAAGAAAGGUCCAAGCAUUAGUGGAUAGCACACCGGAGUUUGACCCUGAGGUAUGUUAGUUUAAACCACUGCUUGCAGCUCCCAAACAGCUACACAGCGAGGGGUCGUUUUGUUAGCGGAACUUCAAACAGAGUGUGUGGUUACUGAGACAACUAAGGGGUAGGGGUGGGAGAGAAGAGAGUAUAGAUGCAUCACAAAUAGAGCCCUUUAAAAUGAGAAUGUAACAAAAUCCAUUUAAAAAAAAAUCAGAAACAACUAAUACAGUGGUACCUCGUUUUUUGAAUGUAAUCCGUUCCGGAAGACCGUUGGAGUUCUGAAAUGUUCAAAAACCAAAACACAGUAUGAAAGCCUAAAAACGGAAAACUCAGUACGGAAACUGCGUGGCAUGUUUGACUUCCGAGGCGUGUUUGGAAACAAGCAUUUGCUUCCAGGUUUACGGCGUUUGAAAACUGUGAAAUGUUUGUCAAAUGAGAUGUUCAAAAACUGAAGUACCACUGUAGUAGCAUGGUUGGGAUGCCUUCUUAGCUGUCAGUGGACCUAGAUAGCAUUCCCUGAAAUUGGGUGGGGAGUUUGGGCACCUCUGAGGACGGGGAGGCAGGCACACAGAAAAAGGGCAAGAGGUGCCAAGGUCCAGGAAGAUGAGCACCCCUUCCCCCUCACAUUUUGCCCUUAAAAAGGGGGGUAGCACAUGGUCUCCAUGCAAAACGUCUUAGGUUUAAUCCCCAGCCCCUCCAUAUAAGAUUGUUGGAAGCCCCGGAAAGCUGCUGGCAGGCAGUGUAAUCUGAGCUUGAUGGACCAAUGGUCUGCUUUUUGUGAAAGGCAGGUUGCUAAAUACCAGCAUGGCUGUCCAAGUUGUCUUUUGCUUCAGGAUCUUUGGCUGGGCAGGAUGAUGUACUUCAGGGGAACAUAUGGCAAGAGGUUAUACGUGUGUUUUCCCCAAGUUCUCCUUCCUCCUUUGCCUUUUAUCAGGGAGAACCUUUGGCCCCCCAGAUAUUGCUGGGCUGCAACUCCCAUCUUCCCUGACUACUAGGCAUGCUGGCUGGGGCUAAUGGGAGUUGUCAAAAACAUCUGGAGGGCUACAGGUUAGUGCCUCUGCUUUAUGUGGAAGCAGAACUGGAAUAAGAUUUGAUGGCAAUGGUGUUUGCUGACCAGAUUCUCAAUUUCUUCCCACCCCCAUUUCCCUCUUCACACUUGGGCAGAUGGUGGAUGUAGCUCAGAGACUAGGUGCUGCCUUGCAACUGGGAGAGGUUGCAGUCUGGGCUAAACCUGCUAAAGACUCCAAAUCAAAGCAGCGAGCAACUGCAUCUAGCAAAUCCUCCAGCGCACAGCCUUUGGGCUCUAACCAAGCCCUGGGACAGGCCAUGUCUUCUGCAGCUGGGUAUGCCAAGACCAUGAUUCCAGGUAUGCCUGUCUACACCAUGUCUAUUUGCAUAAGCAGAAUCAUUUCCCUUUUUUCUUUUCGUUGUCUGAAUGCUAUAGACAACCGGGAGCUACACAGUAGCAGUUGUAAGUGUUCACUAGUCAUCUGUAACCUCACAGGGAGAUUAGCCUUCAAGCAGUUAAACCCAGUGUUGCAAGUGCUCAGGUUAAAUGGAGAGGUGGACAUAACUGUGAAAAACUUUUAGAAGUAGUUCCUGCAUACUUCUGCAGAAAGAAAGAGUUAACAACUUUCAUAUAGACACAAGUUAUGCUCCAGCAAGGACAAGUUUGAAUUUAAUGGCAAGGGUGGAUCCGCAUUCAGAUUCUGUGCCCACUACUAGCAUAUAACUUGCAAAAAUAGCAGGUGAUUUCUCCAGGCAGCUUGGAGACCAUGGAUAUAAUACCUAGUCUUAGUCUGUGCUCAAAAUGUUCCCAGGUCUAGGUUCAGCAGUGUUGGUUUUAUGUAUAUUCUGCCUUUUACUCAAGUAAGGGAUAGUAGCAGGAUAGUGUAGAGCAGGAGCAGAGGGAAUAAAGGAGGGAACAGGGAAUCCUCACAAAUCUGUACAUGAUCUCCACUGAUCACUCUGGCUCUUAAAAGGCAGGGGCCUCAGGAUAGUUUUGCAAAAGACAUUAUCUGCUGCAGAUAAAUCUAAGCACAAUUAUUGAGCAUUUGUUUAUUUAACAAAAUGUAUAUACUGUACGGCUUGAUUGCAAACAGAACCUCUAAGCAGUUUCUACCCACUAAGAUAUUGCCCAUCUUUUGGGGCCAGAGGGCACAUCUGCAAACCAGAGAAACGCUGUGGGCAUCACAGACACCCGGCAGAUUUCUUGAUAUAAUGCUUCUUCUGUCAAGCCUAAUUUUAGCAGGGGGAAUAAAACCAUGCGGGCAGUAGAAAAAGCCUCUGUGGGCACGUGUGCUCGCUGUUCAGGCUGACCCAUUUUCCCACAUUGCCCCCACCCAAAAAAACCCAAUGUGCAAUAGUUUAUUCACGGUUCUAGAAGUUACUGGAAUGGGAGAAGUUUCCUUCCUCAAUCAAGGCCAAAGAGAAAUGCUCGUUACUUCAGGCAGACAAAAAAAUUCCAGGUUACUUACAAUGUGAUUUGGUCCAACUAAGCCAUAAGGAUGCUCAGGAGCAAAGGCUGCUCAUGGAAUUGGGCUAACCUGCAUGGUAAGCAAUAUAGAAACACUAGGAAUUUCACCAUCCACCAAAAGCUCUCUCGAUUAGAAGAGAAAAGCAAGUUCUGAUUUGUGCUCACUUUCAUUUUCAGGCGCUGGAACUCAGCUGGCCAAGCCAGUGGAGCCUAAGCCUGCCUCUGAUCCAGAGAAAACUGCAUCUGCUGAAGGGCAGGAGCCGCCUAUGGAACAAGAAAAGGAAACUUGAAGAGACUACCAGGACAGCUUGUGGAGCUGCAGAACCUGCCCUGCGAGUGAGAGGAGCAAGAUGUGUAAAGUUGGUAUCACCCAAGCCUUGCUCCAGCAAGAGGUUCUCUCUCCAUCCUUGAGCCAGCAGGAUUCUUGGGAAAUGUAUAAAAUCUAAUUUCUUCAAUAUUCCAAAUUAAAAGGAUUAUGAAAGAUGCCCUCAAGAUAACAGCAAAUGAAAUUUGGUAGUAGUCCUGGAAAAAGUUAGGUCUUUGCAGCAAGAGAAGUUGGGUUUUACAGUUAUUCUUCAAGUUACUGACAGAAAAACACAAUUGUAGAGAGGUGCCCUAAAAAUUGAGACUGCAGCAUUCCUUGUGCUUUUGUCUUGCCCUCUCCUAACAUAUCUGUACUGAUAGUCGCCAGUGGUUAACUGCUAAAGCCUGAAGCAUCUGCUACUGUACUCUCAAACCAAGUUCUCCGAGGUUGUGAAAUUUUGAACGGAUUAAGCUACUGCUUUAGGAUCCCAGAAAGAUCAAGCAGACCAAUGGUCAGCAGAUAUCUUUCUUUUCCUAUCAUUGAAAGGUGGAAUUUAUCACUACAGCCAAUUUGGCUGAAUUACUUUAUAUAUAGGGGGAGCUUUUUAAAAGAUGUAAAUAGAAAUAUUUAAUAAAAGGAUUGAAACGCUUCUAUUUAACUU
Molecule: messenger RNA, 38458 nt
Organism: Podarcis lilfordi (Lilford's wall lizard)
Lineage: Eukaryota; Metazoa; Chordata; Lepidosauria; Squamata; Lacertidae
Source: the annotation of a GenBank genome assembly